AUGUUCUCCAGAAAAAGCCACGCCGAUGUGAAGAAGUCCACGCAGAAGGCGCUGGACCCCAAGAAGGACGUGCUCACCCGCCUCAAGCACCUCAGGGCGAUCCUGGAUAUUGUAGAUGGAAGUGACCUGAAGCAAUUUUUUGAGAGUAAUUACUCUCAAAUUUACUUUAUCUUCUAUGAAAACUUCGUAACACUGGAAAAUAGCUUGAAACAAAAAGGGAAUAAAUCCCAGAGGGAGGAGCUGGACUCCAUUCUCUUUCUUUUUGAAGUAAGUUGCCCAUACCAUAGAACCUAG
Tinamus guttatus (white-throated tinamou) is the source of this 294-nucleotide messenger RNA. NCBI's taxonomy places the organism in Eukaryota, Metazoa, Chordata, Aves, Tinamiformes, Tinamidae. The record is from RefSeq and is a predicted model, not a curated record.